This is a messenger RNA of Plasmodium yoelii, 423 nucleotides long. RefSeq names its product mitochondrial import receptor subunit TOM22, putative. The coding region runs from base 1 to 423 and encodes 140 amino acids. Lineage: Eukaryota; Apicomplexa; Aconoidasida; Haemosporida; Plasmodiidae. The transcript has a single exon. Gene Ontology annotation, cellular component: mitochondrial outer membrane. The record is from RefSeq and is a predicted model, not a curated record. Gene Ontology annotation, biological process: intracellular protein transport.
AUGUAUAAAAAUCAGCCAAAUUGUAUCGAAUACCAUUACACAUAUCUACAACACAUACCUAUAAGAGAUUCUUAUAAUUUAUAUUUAUAUGUUUUAUUUUUUAAAAUGGGAGGGGUAAUAUCUAGAAUAGUAUCAAAUAAUGAAGAGUCAAGUUUGGCUUUAUCAGGAAAACCAACAUUAAAUUUUAAAAAAAAUGAGGGUUUCAGAAUUAAAAAUAAGUUAAGAAUGGCAAAAAAUCGAAUUCAAAAUUUUGUCAAAAAAGGAAUGAAAACAACAUCUUGGGUUGUUUGGGUAGCAGGCGUUUCAGUUGUGGUUUUAAUUACCCCAAUUGCUUUUCAGUAUGAAAAAGAAUGUCAGCUUUUUGAAAUGCAAGCUCAGUUUUUUCAAGCCCAGCAAGCAGCAAAUGUGCCUCAGUUAAAUUGA